Molecule: messenger RNA, 981 nt
Organism: Penicillium nucicola
Lineage: Eukaryota; Fungi; Ascomycota; Eurotiomycetes; Eurotiales; Aspergillaceae
Gene: fleA
Product: fucose-specific lectin FleA
Exons: 4
Coding region: 1-981 (326 amino acids)
Source: RefSeq, a predicted model, not a curated record
AUGCCUUCAAAUGCUCACGAGAUUGUCUUCAGGACAUCCAUUGCAGCCUGCAAUUCCAACGACCACCUCCGCGUGUACAUGCAAGAUGUCCAAGGCCGAAUCCGCGAGACCGUGUACGAGAGCGGCUGGAGCAAUGGCACUGAGAAGAAUACCAUUGCCUCUGCUAAGACCUUCUCGCCCCUAGCCUGUACUUCGAAGCAGCUUGAAAAGGCAAGCCAGCAUAUCCAAGUUUUCUAUCUUUCUAACGAGAACAUCAUCAAUGAAAUCGCUUAUGAUAGGUCUGGUGGGUGGGCUGAAGGGGAAAUUGACAAGAAACGCUUCACCGCGGCCCCUUAUUCAAAGCUUGCAGCUGCCCGUCUGAACAAGGGGUCUGAUGUUGAGCUGCGGAUCUAUGUUCAGUUGCCGGAUAAUACCAUCCAGGAGUUUGGCUUUGAAGGUUGGUCAGAAGAAGCUAGUUCCGUUGUCGAGUGUUCUCUCACCUCUUCUGUAGAUGCAAGCUCCGGCUGGCAGAAGAUGUCGAAUCUCGGACAUGCGAUGCCGGGCACUGAAAUCGCGUGCACUGCACUUAGACAACAUGUUCGUGUUUACCUCCAGGAUGUAGAACUCGGUCUCGUGGAGAAAUGCUUCGACGCCAAUCGCGGCUGGUAUGAUGGGUUUACGAAGUUUCCCAGGAUGCAGCCCCGGGCGGCUAUUGCUUGCACCAGUUUUGCGUCUGGGUCGGAUGUUCAGGGUAUUCAUGUCUUCUAUACUACUGCCACGAAGGUUCUGGAGAUGGUCCAUGACGGCAAGUCGUGGCGAGAGGGCAAUUUCCAGGCUGAUUGUAUUCCUGGUACGGAGAUAGCUUGUAUUAGUUGGAUGAGUGGCUCUAGCUCGGAGAUUCGGGUCUACUUGCAGGCUGGUCGGGAGGUUUCUGCUAUUUCGGAGUUUGUGAAGACUCAUGGUGCUUGGAAGUCUGGGAAGACGGCUCUUCCUCCGGCUUGA